UUCACUCUAUGGUUACGUGCUUGUACGUCAGUCUGACAAUCCUUCACCUCCUCCUGUCUUCCGAGGAUUUCCGUAGACAUAGUGGGAAAUAAUACUGUGGUCUUCGAUAAAAUGGCUACCGCCUUGAUCACCACACAGUUAAUGUAAAAGCCGGAUGUUACCGAACGUGUCGUGGACAGUUCGGCCUCUAGUGACGGGCGUGCUCCAUACGCUACGGACACAUACGGUGACGUUGGCUGCCGUGUCAGAGUGGCGGCGCCAGCGUGGUAAAGGAAGAAGAUGUGCAGGUGGUGAGGGCACGAGAGCCUAGUAAGCGGCGACCGCCAUGGCCCGGCACCGCAAUGUGCGCGGGUACAACUAUGAUGAGGAUUUCGAAGAUGAUGACAUGUAUGGACACUCGGUAGAGGAUGACUAUGGUGUCUCACCAGCAACAGCUGCUCAAUUCAUAUAUUCUAAACGGCACAGACAUGCCAGCUGUACAGAGCCCCUGGAAGAGGAAGAUGAUGAAUAUGAACAGGAUGACAAAUCCAAAGCCUCUUGUCCCGCCCUAAGUUCUUUAGAUCAAGCUCGUAUGUAUUCAUGCCUUGAUCAAAUGAGAGAAGUCCUUGGAGAGUCUGUAGCAGAGCAAGUCAUGAUGGAUGCAGUAUUGCAGUCUGGCUUUGAUGUACCAAAGGCUCUGGACUUAGUAUUUGGGCAGGACAGCAACAGAAGCAAGAAGCCGGUUACCCAAGAUGCUUCCCCUGCUGACAGACCAGGAAAAGGAAAAACAAGGGAACUGCCUUUUCCAGAUGCACAAAUUCUUCCUAAAAUUGCCAAGUUGACAGUCUCUGGAAAUAAGCAAACCAUGGGAUUCGCUGUUCCAAGUACACCAUCUGAACUUAAUGGUCAAAGUGUUACGUCUUGUACAAGAGGCCAAGCUAUGGACGACACUAUGGAAGAAAUUGACAACCAUACUCUAUCUCCUACAUUAUCUAAUGCAUCUCUGAUCUCAGAAGACCUGAAUUCUACUCCAUCACAAGUGAAAAUUAUUGGCAAAUCCAAACAAAAGAUAAAUAUUAAAGAGGAGCUGGAGAAAAGACAAGGAGGAAAGCAGCUACUCAACCUUGUUGUUAUAGGUCAUGUUGAUGCCGGUAAAAGCACUCUCAUGGGACAUUUAUUAUACCUUUUGGGACAUGUAAACAAAAGAACUAUGCACAAAUAUGAACAAGAGUCCAAGAAAGCGGGAAAAGCUUCUUUUGCUUAUGCGUGGGUGCUAGAUGAGACUGGAGAAGAAAGGCAAAGAGGAGUAACUAUGGAUGUAGGCAUGACCAAAUUUGAAACAAAGACUAAAGUUAUUACUCUGAUGGAUGCCCCUGGGCACAAAGAUUUUAUCCCAAACAUGAUUACAGGAGCUGCACAAGCUGACGUGGCCAUUUUGGUUGUAGAUGCCAGUCGUGGGGAGUUUGAAGCAGGCUUUGAAGCUGGUGGACAAACACGUGAACAUGCACUCCUGGUCCGAUCUCUUGGAGUGACUCAGUUAGCAGUGGUAGUCAAUAAAAUGGAUCAGGUGAACUGGCAGGAGGAAAGAUUUCGGGAAGUUACUAGUAAGCUUGGACAUUUCCUUAAGCAAGCUGGUUUUAAGGACAGCGAUGUUUAUUACAUUCCCACUAGUGGUCUAAGUGGUGAAAAUUUGGCAAAAAAGAGCGAAAUAAGCGAACUGACAAGUUGGUACCAAGGACAUUGCCUUAUUGACCAAAUUGAUUCGUUUAAAGCGCCGCAGCGUUCAGUAGACAAACCUUUCAGGUUGUGUGCAUCUGAUGUUUUUAAAGAUCAAGGCUCUGGAUUUUGUAUAACUGGCAAAAUAGAAGCUGGGUAUGUCCAAACUGGAGACCGCUUACUAGUUAUGCCCCCUAAUGAGGCCUGCACAGUAAAAGGAAUCACAUUACAUGAUGAAGCAGUUGACUGGGCCGCUGCCGGAGAUCACGUUAGUCUCACUUUGACCGGCAUGGAUAUCAUCAAAAUCAACGUGGGCUUUGUAUUUUGCAAUCCUAUUGAACCCAUCAGAGCCUGCACACGUUUCCGAGCCAGAGUUCUCAUCUUUAAUUUUGAUGUUCCUAUAACGCGGGGAUUCCCGGUUAUUAUACACUACCAAACUGUGAGUGAGCCUGCCACCAUCAGGAAGCUGAUCAGCGUUCUACACAAGAGCACUGGAGAAGUGGUUAAGAAAAAGCCAAAGUGUCUAACAAAAGGUAUGAAUGCCAUAAUAGAGCUGCAGACACAGAGACCUGUUGCUUUAGAAUUAUACAAAGAAUUUAAAGAACUUGGCAGGUUCAUGCUUCGAUACAGUGGGUCAUCUAUAGCAGCUGGAGUUGUCACAGAGGUUGGUGCAGCAGUCGAUGCUGCCAAAGCUGCAUUCCCCAUCUGGUCUACUUGGAGCGCCCAAGACAGAUCAAGAGUCAUGAACAAGCUAGCAGACCUUAUUGAAAACCACUUGGAGGAGUUUGCACAGGCCGAAUCUAAGGACCAAGGUAAAACUGUUACAUUUGCACGUACUGUGGAUAUACCACGUUCUGCAUACAACUUUCGGUUCUUUGCCUCAUCCAUCCUGCAUCACACCACAGAAUGCACACAGAUGGACCACCUGAAUUGCAUGAAUUACACCGUGCGCACCCCGAUUGGAGUCGCUGGAUUGAUCAGCCCAUGGAACCUACCCCUAUAUUUGUUGACCUGGAAGAUUGCCCCUGCUAUAGCCUGUGGUAAUACAGUUGUGGCAAAGCCGAGUGAGAUGACCUCAGUUACGGCAUGGAUGAUGUGCAGAUUUCUGAGUGAAGCAGGUGUCCCACCAGGAGUUGUUAAUAUAGUGUUUGGUACUGGCCCGAAAGCAGGGGAGGCCCUUGUCUGUCACCCCGAUGUGCCCGUUAUCUCCUUUACUGGAAGUACUGGGACUGCUCAGCGCAUAAUAGAAAAGAGCGCUCCCUAUUGUAAAAAGCUGUCCUUAGAACUAGGAGGAAAGAACCCAGCCAUUGUUUUUGAAGAUGCCAACCUAGACGAAUGUGUGACUACCACUGUAAGGUCAAGUUUUUCUAACCAGGGGGAGAUUUGUCUUUGCACAAGCAGAAUUUAUGUUCAGCGCUCAAUUUAUAAUGAGUUUCUGCAGAAGUUUGUGGAAGCGACAAGAAAAUGGAAGGUGUCUUUUCCCUCUGACCCCACAGCCAGUAUGGGGGCUUUGAUAAGUGAGAUGCAUUUAGCAAAGGUGAGGAACUAUGUCAAGAAGGCUUUGGCAGAAGGUGCUACAAUUAAGUGUGGGGAAAGUGUGGAUACCCUAAACAUCCCACCAAGUAACCGGAGUGGUUAUUUCAUGUUGCCUACGGUUAUCACUGGAUUAAAGGAGGAAUCCUGCUGCAUGCAAGAAGAGAUUUUUGGUCCUGUGACAUGUGUGGUUCCAUUUGAUACAGAAGAAGAAGCCAUUGAAAAGGCUAAUGGUGUAAAAUAUGGCUUAGCUGCAACUAUUUGGACAAGGGAUGUGGCCCGUACCCACCGGGUGGCCAAGAGACUUCAGGCUGGUCUGAUAUGGACCAAUUGCUGGUUAGUGAGGGACCUUAAUUUACCAUUUGGUGGCAUGAAAGCGUCAGGUCUGGGUAGAGAAGGGGCGAAAGAUUCAUAUGAGUUCUUCACUGAAGUGAAAACUGUUACAAUAAAACACUGAUCUGUAGCUUAAAUUUGUUAAAAUAAAAAUAAAAAAAACUCAGAAUG
This is a messenger RNA of Hyla sarda, 3732 nucleotides long. RefSeq names its product 2-aminomuconic semialdehyde dehydrogenase-like. The coding region runs from base 326 to 3685 and encodes 1119 amino acids. NCBI's taxonomy places the organism in Eukaryota, Metazoa, Chordata, Amphibia, Anura, Hylidae. The record is from RefSeq and is a predicted model, not a curated record. Gene Ontology annotation, molecular function: retinal dehydrogenase (NAD+) activity; GTPase activity; GTP binding. Gene Ontology annotation, biological process: retinoic acid metabolic process; translation. The transcript has 23 exons.